AUGGGCGAUCAUAAUCUGCCGGAUUUUCAGACAUGUUUGAAGUUUUCUGUUACAGCUAAAAAGAGCUUUCUAUGUAUGUAUAGAGACAGCGUCUCAAAGGAAAAAUUAGCCUCUUCGAUGCCAAGUACUUGUGAUAUACAACUGAAGAGGGCAAUCAAUGACGCUUAUCCGGGCGGAGGAAUAAAGGUCACGGUUCUGAACUCAACAACUGCAAGCUUGGACUCGUUAGCAACUACACAUGUUAAGGAAUUUGAGAUUGUUAUCAUUCCAGACAUAAAUUCUCUUUUACAGCCAGACCAAGCGAAAUUAGUAAAAAUUAUGAGAGAUUGCACAGUGGCGAUUGAGAAGGCACAGUCAACACGUAUAUUUAUAGGAGUGGUUCAUUGGAAUAAUCCCGUGCAGCCUUCAGGCGCCGCUAAGGAUGGGGAUGAAGCAGGUAAACCAGCUCCCAAAACUCGCAUCUUCCUGCCCACGUCUUUCCGUAUGGGCGCUUGGCUCAAACACAAAUUCUGGUUUGCAUGUGCACCCCCAUAUUUGGAUUUUGAAAGUUCAACUGAGUCUAGCAUUAAUACAAGAGCCAAUAAUAGCAUUGGUAUGGCUGAGGAAGAGAAGCAGGAGCCAGAGAGCAAGAGGUCGAUCAUAUUAAAUGAAGAGGCAAAUCUGAACGAUGUAUUUGUGGGGUCCACUGUAAGACGGUAUAUUCUCGAUAUCAUGGUCCAUUUGCGAACGCAUAGAUUGACGUAUAACGCCAAAGCCGGCGGGGUAUAUACAAAUUCAUUGGACGACGUGGUGUUAUUGUCUAGAUUAAUUGGUCUACAUAGCGGCAAGAUGUUUGUGUCACCUUCACAUGUCAAAGAGGCGUCCAGGUGGUACUUCCCCAUGCACUUGGAAUUGGUUCAGCGUUCCUCCAUGGAUAGUUCCUUAUUGUACGGUAGCGACCCCAACUUGGUGGACGAAAUGCUAGAGAAACUUGCGAAGAUUAAGUGUGAGGAGGUUAAUGAGUUUGAGAAUCCCCUUUUCCUGGAAUCUCUCGUAGUGAAAAACGUACUAAGUAAAGUCGUGCCGCCCGUGUAA
Molecule: messenger RNA, 1074 nt
Organism: Saccharomyces cerevisiae S288C
Lineage: Eukaryota; Fungi; Ascomycota; Saccharomycetes; Saccharomycetales; Saccharomycetaceae
Gene: MTC2
Product: Mtc2p
Exons: 1
Coding region: 1-1074 (357 amino acids)
Source: RefSeq, marked reviewed